Messenger RNA from Centropristis striata (black sea bass), 9281 nucleotides. RefSeq names its product RNA binding motif protein 33a (gene rbm33a). Gene Ontology annotation, molecular function: RNA binding. The record is from RefSeq and is a predicted model, not a curated record. NCBI's taxonomy places the organism in Eukaryota, Metazoa, Chordata, Actinopteri, Perciformes, Serranidae. The coding region runs from base 152 to 3955 and encodes 1267 amino acids. The transcript has 20 exons.
UGUAUUUUGGUGGUGAAUGGGACUUACUGCCGCAUAGAAUCUGUUCCCUUGCUACUGUUACCGUUUUGUUCCGUCAAAAUUAUGAAAUACUAAAGAUUAAAUGCACUCUCUGAUUUUGUAGUGAGCCCAUAAGCGGAACGCGCCUUGCACCAUGUCGGCCAACGCCCAGAAUUAUGACUUUGACGAAUAUGACAAACCUGGUGCUGAGCGGUCACGCAGGAGGAGAGGUGAAGAUGAUGAUCUAGAGAGUGACUUGGAAGAGGAUUUGCUUGAAGAGGAUUGGCUUUCAGGUAAAAAGAAUCCCUCAGAAGUGUCAGAUGAAGAGCUGAAUGAUGACCUUCUACAAAGUGAUGAUGAAGAUGCAAAUAUGAGUGCUCAGGAAGUGAGCCUCAAUGCCACAUACAGUUUGGGCGCAUCCUAUGGCCAGCAGGACAACUCGCAGGAAGCAGACUACACAGAUGACGUUGUGAACCUGGGUGCAGAGGGCUGUGAAGAAGGGGAUGUAGCGGAGGAGGGGUACCAGCAAGAGGAGUACACACAGGAAUACAGCCAAGAUGGCAACACAGAGAUGCCUGAAGACCAAAUGGAUUACACUGGAGAGCUUGCUGAGGGUGACGAUGGCUACCAGGAUGAAGUGCUAGACAUCCAAAUCAAUGAGCCCAUAGAUGGUGAAUUUCAAGAUGAUGAAUACCAACCCUCCUAUGAUGAGCGUCUAGGCCAACAUGGAGUCCAACAGAGGGAGGUCCCCCAGGAGCUGGAGGCGGUUGGGGGUGAAGAGCAGCAGGAAGAGGAGGAGGAAGAUGCAGCCGAAGGCUCGCAGGUCUUUGACACAGAGGAGGUUGAAAAUGAAGCUAUGCCUGAAGCAGAAACAAAGGAGGAAUCAGACGAGGAGGAUGAGGAAGAUGAAGAGUCUGGACGCAUAAGAUUCAAAUCUGAGAGAAAGGAUGGUGCUGUUGUCCGAUUGGCUGAUGCGGGCAGCAACAGGAGAAAUAUCCCUGAAACACUAGAACUGUCAGAGAAGGCCAAGCAAGAUCUAAUCGAGUUUGAGGAACAAGAACGGCAAAAGAGACAAAACCGAUAUGGAGGCGGAGGCAGAGGCCGAGGAGGCAUGCGAGGAGGCAGAGGAAGAGGAUGCUUUCCACCUUUUGGAAUGGUAGACUUUAGAGGAAACAGAGGAAGAAUGAUUGACCAUAGGGUCCCCCUCAUGGGAAACAUGGACAUGCAGCAGCCAUCUCUCCGAAUGCCUCUUCCUCAUCCGCCUCAUCAGCAGCAACUGCACUCGCAGCAGCACCACUCUUCACGUCCAAGAGGACCUCCUCCCUUCCAAGACCAUGGGCGCCCGCUGGCCCAGCAGCCUCUUCAGCCCCUCAUCCCCCCGCACAUGAGUCACCGCUCCCCGCCGCUGCGACCCCAGAUGGAGCCACCACCACGAAUGAUGAGCUCCCCGCCUCCCAACUUCCCCCAGCAUCACCAGCAGCAGCCUCCACAGCCCAAAAACAUCCACAUUAACCCCCAUUUCAGAGGCCCCACGUCAUCCUCUGUACAAGUGCCCUUGAUGCCUCCUGCUCAGAGCCAGCCCAGACCUGCUGUGGGUCCUCAGAGGUUCCCUGGACCGGGAGACUUCCAGCAGCACAUGUCUGGUAAUUUUGGUCAGCCCCAGCGGCCCCCUCAUCACAUGGAGCCCUUUAGGAACCAGCCACCUCAAGGCCCGCAAGACAGAGAGCCCCUCUUUAUGGGAGAGCGCACAGAGUCAACACGGUUUCCAGGGCAGCACAUGUUUGAUCACCAGGGCCCCUCUCCUCUGAUGAACAGCAGCCACAACCUCCACCAACAGCAGCAGCUGCCCAGCCAGGGCCACAUGGGCUUCGGUCCACCAGGACCAGCCUUUAACCAGCCGGGCCAAGGUCCAAUGGGACUUUUCCAGAGAGAACCCCCAAGACCCAACCUCCCUCCCCACCAAGGUCAUCAGGGGAUGGUCGGCUUGAAUCAACAAGGUGGCCCCCCCAACCAGCCCAGGCCCUUCAUGGACCCUCGUCCACCGUUUGGCCAGCAGGGAAACCUUUUCCCUCCUCCACAAGUCCAGUUUGGGAUGCAGGUACGAUUAAGAGGUUUAAUGCACGGCCCUCCUGUCUCCCAGCUUCCACAUCAUGACCCCUUGCCAUCCCAUCAGCCCAUGCACCAGCAGCAGCAACAUCAUAGGCAGGACUUACCCCAUCAUCAGCAGCAACAUCUAAAUGUCAAUGAGUCUCGCCCCAUGAUGCACCAUGGCCAGAGUCUCUUCCAUCAACAGCAGGCACAUGGUAGCCCCAGGCAGAUGACUCCUCGCCCUCAGAACCCCCAACAGCGCAACAUGUCCAACAGGCAGAGGAUGAACACACCUGUCUCCAAGCAAAUGCAGCAGCGCAACAGCAACCUCCGGGAGCUCCCUGUAGCACCUGGCAACACAAACAUGAACAGUGCCCGCCCCGCCGCCAACGUUAGGCCUGUUGCCAAGGCAACACAGGGGGUGCGUCCUGGGCAGAACACUCAGCUGGUGCCUGGCGGUGGCAGAGGAAGAGGCCAAGUUGCUGCCAAAAUCGAAUCACAGCCUGGGGGAGCAAGCAGGACAGUGGUUCGCAAGGAAAUCCCAAGCACACCGUCCAGCACGGCACCACAGGACCCUGAUGAGGAUGAGGAGACGCGGCAGUAUCGUCUGAAGAUUGAGGAGCAGAAGCGACUGAGAGAGGAGAUCUUGAAGAGAAAGGAGAUGCGACGGCAGAUGCAGGCUGGUGUCAGAAAGAAAGAGCUACUGGACAGGCUCAAUGCUCACCCUCCGAGCCAAGGCCCAGCUCCUUCACAAAUUCAGCCCUCACAACAAAAUCAGCAAACGCCACACCCUGUACAGCAACAGCAACAGCAGCAACCACAGCAGCAGCAGCAGCAGCAGCAGCAACAACAACAACCACCACAACCACAGCAGCAACAACUACAACCACAACAACAGCAGAGACAGUUGCCUCAAAGAACACCACAAACAUUAAAUCAAUCAUUAAAGAAUCCUAUUCAAGCCACCCCCAACCCUCCCAACAAUGGCAGUCCUCUGCUCACUACACCACGUCCCAAUGUUAAGACACGCCUGCAGAUGGUAAAAGGCAGCCCCCAGCAGAUACGAACCCCUGGGCCCAUUCCAGACCAGCAUUGGAAACCGCCUCAACCAAAUCCACAGCAGCUGCAACAACAGCGAAGGAACAGUGCUGUGCAGAACAUAAACAGGCCUGGUGCUCCGAUGCAGGCCAAUCAGGUCCAAAAGAACAUACCAGUAGCUCCCUCUUUGAGCCCUGGCCAAGCUCUGACGCCAACUCAAGGACUUAAACCUGGGGCUAAAAGAACUGUGAUGCAGCGGGCCGGAGAAGACCAGCAGGUGCCACAAAAAGUCAGAGUCGUCAAACUUUCAGGAGCGAGUGGAAAGGGGCCAGUGGCAGCCGGUGGCCCAGUGCAGCAACAAGGCACCUGGUCACAAACCCCGGUCAACCAGAGGAAGGUUACCAUGACAGGGCAGCAGCAACAGGGACCAGGACGAACACCACAGGCUGGCCGAGGGGUCAUGGGCAACCCACAGCAAAACAGGGUUGUUGUGUCGGGCCGGGGCCGAGGGAGAGGGGGUGGUCCGAUGGGCCGAGGUCGUCCUAUGCCCACCAGACAGAGCCAAAGAGGAGCAGAGAGCGAACGGUGCACUGUGUCCAUAGAGGGCCUCUCCUCAUCCACGACUGACGUUCAACUGCAGAAUCUUCUCAGGUCCAUUGGUCCCAUAGAGGAUUCUGGUAUCAUGCAUGCUUGUUCAAUGUCACUCACUGGAACACUAAAACAGAUUGAUUAUGUUCAAAAUGAUGCCCCAGCAGAGGAAAGCAAUUGCCACAUUUUCCAGUCCCCAGCAUGCAGCAAAUUUUCAAAUGAGCUUCCACAGGCACAUGAUUGAUUUGUCCCACAUUGAUGUGUCGCUGAUUGAUGGAUGAGGAGCGCAAUAGAGCCAGGGAGACCUGGAGUCACUUUCUCCCAACGUGGGAGCCUCUCAUGCACAGCUCCAACCUGGCAUAGGAAUAUUUCUUCAUCCCUUUGGGGUCACACAGAGUCAACACCUCUGCACAAAAGCAUAUCUCAUCUCCGCUCAACCUGGAACCAUGAACAUAAAGACCUUUGUUGCGAGCAUGCCAUUGUUUGACUUUGUCUACCAAUUGUCCAUUGUUGUAAAAUGGCACUGGAAAGACACUGGACAGUUAAUUCUACAUUGAUGUAGUUUGUUAAGAAUGUUUUGUGAUCUUACACGGACACUAAAGUAGAAUUCAUCAUGAGAUAAUGGUUGCUCCCCUCCUCAGUUAGAUUCAUUAAUUUAAAAAAACAAUGUUGUCACUCUGAUGCAAACACUUCAUAGUAGUUUUUUUUAAUUAUUAUUUGUGGCAUGCUUUUUGCUUCAGAUAGAAAAUGGUUGUGGCAGACUGUGGCCAGCCUAUCCACAUAGCAGUGUUUUUUCUUCUCUGUAGAUGGCAGUAUUUCAUUAUAAAUGGUGCAUCAUUUUUUCCCAACUCAAGCCUGCUUUCAGGUAGAGAUGAGUCUCCAAGCGGUUUUUGGGUGAAUGGCACUACCUAGUGGAGAACUUGCAUACUAGCACAGAGGUGGAUGAUUUAACAUUUGACACAUAGUCAGUGGCCAGGACCAAGUUGGCACUGUGUGUAAAAUGAAUAUGGUUUUUCUAAAUUCCCAAUGGUUUUAGAAAGUGUAAAUGUGACUUGUAUAGAUUUUGUGGUGCAUUUCAGUUUCAGUGCUGCUUCUGGGACAGAUUAAGAUCAUCCUUCGUUUAGGUUAGUCAGUUCGGCCAUUUGGCAUUGCUUCUUGCUCUGAAACGUUCUCUUUUAACUGUUUAACCUGGAAUACAUUUUGGAAAACUUUCCAUGCAUUUUGGAUGGAUAUUUUAGUUGUAUGUCUGAUUGAGUCGUUAGAUUUAGGGUUGUAUUCUGUGCUGUGCUGAGUGUGCUUUGAGGGAAUAUGUAUGUAAGGUUUUUUGAUAUGUUUUAUAAUUACAAAUUUAAUGUACAUUGUUUUGUAGAUUUAAUAUUCGGCUUAUACUUGCAAGGAUAAUUGAUCUGAAUCUGCAUAGGUGUCAGUUGAUAAUUUGGUGCCUUAUCACUGAGCUGCAUGGUGUACCUUGUUUAGCACUUUGAAUGGUUUGCUUUCUCAUAGAGCUGCAAACCGAGAUGUCCGGGAGUAAAGCAGAAACGUAAAACCAUAUGACUUGGCCCCAUAACUUGAAUUCCCCUUAUUUGAAAGCAAUCAUCCUCAAUCAUAUUGAUAUUGUACGCCUACAUUAAGAUACAUUUCUUCACGUGAGAAGUUGUAAGUAACACUUUUAUUUUGAGUUUCCUCUGAGCAUGUGCCUAAUUUGGGGGAAUGCUACCACAUCACUGGAAUCUUUAAAUUUACUUUUAAUCACUUAAUAUCCAUCUCUGGCUCUCGGAUUGAUUUCAAGAUUAAUCAUCAUUAGCCUAAAUACAGCAAGAUGGGCUAAUUUAUUUUUUCCAUAGUUCCACCAGUUUUUUUCUUCAUCGCACAACAGUUUUCUCUGUUCCGGGUUUAAAGUUUGUUACUCAAAAACAGUUCUUUUAAAUAUUUAGAUGUUGUUGCCCGUAUUUACUAAGAAUACAAGUAAAGAAAUGAAUCAAAUGAACAUUGUUCAAAGUAAUGUGACAAAGGAAGCCGAGGGGGCAACCAUUAUCUAUGUAGUGAUCAUGUACAUAUGUAGACCACAAGUUUCUCUCAAUAUUUAACCUGUUGAAUUUUUUUUUUAGUUAUUCUUUACGUAUGUUGUAUCAAGUUGAGCAUUUUUAUAUGUAAGGAUAUGCUGAUGUGUCCAGACAUAAAUCAUUUUACUAGAGUUUUGUUUCUAAUUUAGAGCCAAAAUGAUGAAUGACUGGACCACGUUUCUGUUCAUAAGACAUUUGAAAAAAAGUUUAAGGGAAAAUAAAAACAUGGCCAAUAUACCGUGAACAUGCAGGUAUGUGAAGCCGGUUAAUCUUUAGCCCAAAGACGUGUGGUUGUGUGUGAUGUCCAUGUGUCUGGUGCCUUUAUGAUGAAUAAUCUUUUCGUGAUUGUGCUGCAUUUUAUUAAUUUAUACUUUACGUAUUCUGUAAGUUCCUGGGUAUUCAACUCGCAAUACAUCACAAAUACUUUUUUUUAAAAACUUUUAAAAACACCUUGUAUGGCAAGAAAUACUACCUCAUAUAGAUUCAGGGAGAUGCCACUGAAUUUUGGUAUUUAACUUAUUUGCUUCUAAGCCAGAAACGCAUGGUUUUUUUGACCUGCCCAUUUAACUGUGAUGUCAUACUAAUGUUCAGCUUCCUGAAGCCCCGACAUGCUAGAGGUAAAGCAACAGGCAAAGUAAAGCAGCCAUGUUUAAUUCUUUCACUGGAUUCGACUAAUAAAACGAAUUUGGAGGGUUAACAUUUUGAUAUGAGGUCUUUUAAUUACUGUAAAUCAACUCCUGGCCGUGCAUCUGGAUGACAUCACAGAUUAAGUUCUUGGUUUUUGGUUUCAAAACUUCAGAAAGAGAUCUUCAUGUUCACAUGUACCUAUUGGUGUCUGUUUUUGACUGCAUGUGUAAAUCAAAUUAAAAAAAUUUAGUGGUAUUUCCCUUUAAAGCAGCCAUUUAAAUAAGUAAAAAUCCUUAAAGUUUUAAAAAAAUAAACUAAAAAUUCGUGAUUCUUGCCAGUAAAGGUCACUAAAUUCUCAACAUGCUUUUGAAGUGUUGGGACAAAAAGGUUCAAAUGUCUCCUAAAAACUCCUAAAAUUCCUUCUCUCUUCCUGUAAAACUUGAGGUUUCAUUGUUCCAAGUCCCUUUUUGUAUGUUGUACAGUUGUUCUAAACUGACUUCUUUAUGUUUUAUUCCUUUUGUUUUGAGUUGAACACACAAGGUUUUUGUUCCCUAAUAAUUUGUAUCUAUUGUCUUUUAUGUUGUGGGUUCCUCUUGAUAUUUAGUACUGUGGUAAAUCCUGUGGAUUUGAAAAGUACCGGCCAUGCCAGUGAUAGUUAUUAUAUUGCAACAAGACAUCUGGUCUUGUCAUGACAGAGCAGAUUCAUAUUGAAUCUUUUUGUAUCUUAAAAUUAAGGUUUUCUUACAUAUUUGUACCUUGAACUUUUAGACAUGAUGUUCUAAUUCUUAUAGUAAUUUCCUUGAGGAAAAUGCUUGAUUACAGGCUAUUUAACCAGCUUGUUUCUCCAAUCACAUCAGCUCAUGUGGUUGCAGUAGGGUAUUUAAUAUUUGAUUAAGAAAGGCUCAUAUGUUUCUAUGGGUCUUUCUUAUGCUUGCAUAAGCCUUCAUCAUGGCUGCUAGUAUCAGAGUGUUUAUAUUAGCUUGGGGUCAAAUAUGCAACACUACUAGCUGGGUUGGGUUCUACAUAACACUAACUUACAACUUUUUUCUUCCAACAGGUCCAUUCCUUGAUGCAGGGUGCUGAGAUCUUGCAGACCAGCUGAAAUAAUCAAUGCAUUCUUCUUUUUUUAGGUCAUGUCCACCUUAACAGAGGUGUCAUCGGUGUGGCUGCCAGCCCCCCCAAAAGAACUUGAAGGACCAUACCAAUGGUUUUGCAUGUUUUAGCAAAUCAACAAAUUGGCUUAUAAAUGGGUUAUAAUUUUCUACUUUUCCCAACUUAAAGGAAGCUGUUGCUUUAAGUUAAUUCUAGUAAUGUAUAAAAAUGAACUUUUUUAAAAUUGGCAAUCCACUUUCAAAAUUUAGUUUGUUUUACUUUUGUCCAAUUUAUGUUUUUCUUGCAUGAUUAGGUAGUUGUUUAAAAUGUUGUGCUUACCCAAAGCGCCAACAUCUGAAAUUUGAGUUGGGUGGUUUAUAGUUUGUGCCUCUCAUGUAAUAAUUAAAGGGUCACUUUGAAAAACACAGCAGGUUAUUUGAAAUCACUUGCUGCUGUUUUGAAGACCUCUGUCUCCUGCUGGUAUAAAAAUAAUUCAUUUGCUACAUGUUGUAUACAACACAUCACCAAAGAGUUUUUAAUGAAUUUUUUAAAAUCUAUUUUCACUCAAGUUGUGCGAAACAGCCAAGAAGAUCAAGUAUUUCAUCCCCAGUAUUUGUUUGGUUCAAGUAAUAGUCUCACCUUUUUUAUUUAAGUUUCUGAUACGUCAGAUGGAUAUUUUUUGGACUAGCACGAAGCAGCUUUAAGUGUUGUCAAAUGACCCACUUUUUUUUAUUUUAUUGAGGAUUUCAGUUGCAGUCCUUUGUGACUUUGAUACUACUAAUGCAAAUGUCUUAAAGGUCUAUUGAUUACAUGAGGGGUACAAACGGGUUGAGCAAAAGCAUUCAAAACCUUUGGCAUGGUCCAACACUUGAGGUGCUCCUGGUUGAAACACGAUGGGCUGUAUGAGGUUGUAGCUGUAGUUUUGCACUAUGGGACGCACAACAUCACUGAAACAAAAUGACCUCCACUAUUAACACAUUCAUUUUUUUUUUAAACAGUGUACUGCUAGGAGGAGCCAUUGACCAGCUUUAGCCAUGAUACUGCUAUGUCACUUUUCCUGCCUUAACUCACUCACUUUAACACUUAAGGUUCUUUUUACAGCCAUGCAGCGUCCGUCCUUGAAAGAAGAUUUUACUUAAGCUUACCUCCCUCACUAAGUAGAUGCUGCUGCAUUCAUUUGGACUGCCACAUUUCCUUCCAUUACUGCUUUUCCUGCCAUUGCUCUUCUUCCAACUUGCAUUUAUCUGACAGUUGCUCAUCUUUUCCUUGAUGCUGCCGUUUUUGAAUGAACUUAAGACUUCUGUAUCAAGCAGGGGGGCCUACCUGGAUUGUUUGUUAGCCCAGUGGAUGGAGGUUUCCAUCUCUGUGACGACAGCCGCAGACACGUUACUCUAAAGCCGCUUUAUGGCUUUCACUGCACCAAAGGUCAUCCCAACUUCUUGACAUGCAUUGUUUGGUUGGAUUUUGAAAAAGACACGACAGUGGUUUUCUCAUCCCGAACAGUAUGGUGCUCCAAAUAAUGACUGAAAAUCCAACCUCGAGUUUUGACUGAAACUGUUGACAAUCCAUCCUGUCAUGUAUGUUCACACUCUGAUGUAUAACAUGAAGUCAUCAUGUUUUGUGCCUAAAAAUUCUGAAAGCAAACAUGUUCUGAUGCUGUAAAUUGUGAUUUUUCUAAAGAAUGAAUGAAUACAGAUGGUUAGAAUAAUGAAAAAUGAUGGAAUGUGUUAAAUUUCAUACUAUAAACUUUGAUACUGGAGAAAAAAAUAAACUUUUUGAUCAAAAACA